This is a messenger RNA of Gongylonema pulchrum, 1092 nucleotides long. NCBI's taxonomy places the organism in Eukaryota, Metazoa, Nematoda, Chromadorea, Rhabditida, Gongylonematidae. The record is from the annotation of a GenBank genome assembly.
AUGAGUUUCUUGCCACAUUCACAUCCAAAUAUUGUACAUAUGUAUAAAGCUUUCACCGAUCGAAUGCCAAUUCUGGAGGAUGCUUAUCGUUUGUAUCCAGAAGCUCUGCCUACCAAUGAUUUCUUUGAAUUAGUCGUCGAUGAACCGAAAACACUAUUUAUUGUAAUGAAAAGGUACCGAAUGACGUUACGUGAAUAUGUACUUACAUGUAAAAGAAAUUUCUGGAUUGGAAGAGUGAUGUUUGGGCAACUUUUGGAAGCGAUAGUGUAUUUACACGAUCGACGAAUAAGUCAUCGUGAUAUUAAAUCAGAUAAUAUUUUACUGGAUUUUGAUACUGAAGAGGAUGUUCCGCAUUUAGUUUUAAGUGAUUUUGGAUGUGCAUUAGCGACUGGAACAUGGAAAGUACGUUAUCACAGCGAUACAGUUGAUUUGGGUGGAAAUUUAGCACUAAGAGCGCCUGAGGUACGUUGCGCUCGACCCGAUCCCAACCAGUGGGUGGAUUUCCGAAUGGCCGAUUUAUGGGCAGCGGCCACUAUCGGGUAUGAAAUAUUUACGAGAAUUAAUCCGUUCUAUAGUCGAAUGCGAAGUGAUCAGUAUGCCGAAUUUGAACUGCCCUCAUUACCAAAGAAAGUGCAUUACGCAAGGCCAAAUCCACAUGUUGCGGCAAAUGUUCUCAGCAUAUCACUGUUCCGUUUUGGUGAUGAUUUGCGCAAGUUCUUCUACAGCUCGGGCUUCGAUGAAACGCUUUUUGGCAAACCAAUUAUUGAUUUGACUCGUGCUACAAGCAGAACCUUAAAAAUGCUCGGGCAAAAGAUGAUUGCUGCUCUCAAUGGUUUUACAAUGUUGUUUGCAGCAGAAACCAUAUUGGCUCGGAAUAUCCAUCCAAGAACGAUAAGCGCUGCGGAAUUACAAGUAAUACCCAAAGCUUGCAUUGUAGAUUUGGCACUGAACUAUUUCUAUCCGGAUGACGAGGAGCCACCGCCGAGCAAAAUCCGUCGUUCCGAUAAAAUUACGAGCACAAUGCUUGCACCAAAUGAUUUCCCAUCGUCCGUUAACACUCUUAUCACCACCAGCAACCUUAUCAUUUGUUAA